CAGCUCUCUUGAGUCAUGGCUUCCUCAAAGCUCCGAGAACCUGUGGAUGAAGUUUUUGACCUGGACUUGGCUGUACCAGAAACCACCAGACUGGACAGCAGCUUACACAAAGCCCGGGCCCAGCUGCUGGCCAAGGGCCGGAGACACCGGCCUUCCCGCUCCAGACUACGAGACAGUGCCAGCUCUGCUGAGGACGGGGAAGGCUCCGAUGGGCCCGGAGGCAAGGUUGGGGUGACCGACGGCUGCGGUAGCCCGCUACACCGGCUGCGCUCGCCUCUGCACUCGGGCCCAGGCUCCCCCGCCAGCGGCUCUUUCUGCCUGGAGCCCCCUGGCUUGCGGCGCAGCCUGGAUGAGGACGAGCCACCGCCCUCGCCCCUCGCCCGUUACCGGCCCCUGCACAACGCUGCCUCACAUGAGGGCCUGGCCGCCACCUCUGGCUCGCCUCCGCGCUCCGCACCCUCCUCGGACAGCUCCCCCAGCUUCGUGCGCCGCUAUGCCCGAGCAGAACCGCACAGUGAAGAUGACAGCCGGGAUACCAGCCCCCCUGAGCCUGCCAGCCCCACCAUCGGCUUGGAUAAGAGGACUCGCAGAAAAUUCCUGGACCUGGGGGUCACUCUCCGCCGAGCAUCCACUGGCAAGAGCCGGAAGGAGAAGGGUAGCAACCGUCUGUCCAUGGGCAGCAGGGAGUCCGUAGAAGGUUCUGGAAGGACAGGGAGCUCCCCAUUCCUGCCCUUUUCCUGGUUCACAGACAGCGGCAAAGGCUCUGCUUCCUCAGGAAGCACCACCUCCCCGACCUGUUCCCCCAAACAUGAGGGCUUCAGCCCCAAGAAGUCAGCUUCCCAGGAAUCUACCCUGAGUGAUGACUCCACACCUCCCAGCAGCAGCCCCAAGAUCCCCAGUGGUCCUCGACAGGAGACCAAGUGCUCCUAUCCUUACCACACGUUGUCCCAGUCUUCAGAUGAGUUCCUGGAUGAGCCCCUCCCUACUAUACAACACUGGACUAGCCAGCAGGUGGGCCAGUGGCUGUGCAGCCUCAACCUGGAACAGUAUGCCGCCGAGUUUGCUGCCCGACAGGUGGACGGGCCACAGCUCCUGCAGCUGGAUGGGAGCAAACUGAAGAGCCUGGGGCUUAGCAACUCGCAUGACCGGGCACUGGUGAAGCGGAAGUUGAAGGAGCUGGCAGCAGCUGCUGAGAAGGAACGGAAGGCACAGGAGAAGACUGCACGGCAGCGGGAGAAGCUGAGGCGCCGAGAGCAUGAGGCCAAGAAGAGCUAG
This is a messenger RNA of Arvicola amphibius (Eurasian water vole), 1275 nucleotides long. It is a transcript of the gene Samd14, whose product is annotated as sterile alpha motif domain containing 14. The record is from RefSeq and is a predicted model, not a curated record. Gene Ontology annotation, biological process: calcium-mediated signaling; actin filament organization; neuron projection development. Bases 16 to 1275 code for a protein of 419 amino acids. Gene Ontology annotation, molecular function: actin filament binding. The transcript has 9 exons. Gene Ontology annotation, cellular component: postsynaptic density; actin cytoskeleton; dendrite. NCBI's taxonomy places the organism in Eukaryota, Metazoa, Chordata, Mammalia, Rodentia, Cricetidae.